CGGGAUUUAUUCAUCUCCGCCGGCACAUCGACACGAAGUUUUCAACGUUUUGUUCAUUUUCCUAACUCUGCAAGAAUGUCAACAGCUGUUAUUAUUGGAGGCGGUAUAAGUGGAUUGUCGUCUGCAUUUUAUUUGCAAAAAACUUCGAGUUUCGCAAAGAUAAUAGUUCUAGAGUCAUCUAACAGAGUUGGAGGAUGGAUGAAGACUGUAAACACAGAGGACGGAGCAAAAAUGGAGAUGGGACCUCGUAGUAUACGUCCCGUUGGUCCAUCAGGGUUUAACACACUUUAUCUUGCGGAGGAAUUGGGCCUGUCCAAUGAUGUCGUACCUGUUCUCAAUUCUCAGCCAGCUGCACGGAACAGAUUUAUCUAUGCAAAUGACAGACUUAAUAAAAUGCCUAACAGUUUGAUGUCUAUAUUUAAAACAAUACCGCCAUUCUCGAAGCCGCUGUUUAAGUACGUGUAUCAUGACUUUGUCACUUCUAAAGACUCUAAAGAAGACGAAAGUAUAUAUGAUUUUAUAAGCAGAAGAUUUGAUGAGGAUCUAGCCAAGUAUUUUAUAGAUCCGAUGUGCAGAGGAAUAUAUGCCGGAGACUGUCGAAAACUCAGUAUAAAGUCCUGCUUUAGAUUACUCCACUCGGCGGAAGAGAAACAUGGAUCUGUGUUAAAAGGUUUGGUUGCGAAGAUAAGUAAAAAGAAAGAUCCACCUGCUAGAUUAAGCGAUCUGGUUUUGAAAAAAACUAAUGAAAAAUGGGCAAGUUACUCUUUUAAACAGGGGCUACAACAGCUGUCUGAUGGACUGAGGGAUGCUGUUUCUCAAAAUCCAGCUGUUGAAAUUGCUAUGAAUUCCCGUUGUUCAGAUCUGAGCUUUGUAAAUGGUAAAGCAACGCUAACUGUUAAUGGUGAUGUUAUUCAAGCUGAUCAUGUGAUAUCAAGUAUUUAUGCUAACGACUUGGCAAAAUGUUUAAGCAAAGACCACUCUGCGUUGUCGAACAAUUUGUCAAGAAUACCUGCAGUUGAUGCAGUGGUAACAUGCAUGGAAUUUGAUGGGAAUAUACAAUUACCUGCACCAGGAUUCGGACAUCUGACUCCGUCAUUUGAGAAUAGUUGCGUUCUUGGCGUUAUAUAUGAUUCGUGUACCUUCCCACAGCAUGAUAGACCUGAUAAGCCAUCUACUAGGUUCACUGUAAUGAUGGGAGGGAGCUGGAUGGACGAUCUGAAAAAACAAGUUCCUUCGAUGACACCUGAAGACUUAGGUCGGUUUGCUGUAAAGUCUAUCCAAGCACAGCUAAAAAUAGAUCAAGAGCCGGCCAGGAUUCAUACAGAGAUUCAGCGAGAGUGUAUCCCACAGUAUAUUCUCGGACACGAUAAACUUUUAGACAGUCUUUUUUCAGGGAUCCGAGAGGAGAAAUUACCCUUGAGUUUAGUCGGUUCAUCGUACAAAGGACCUAGUGUUAAUGACUGUAUAGAUAAUGCAAGGUUAGAGAUUGAGAGAGUAACUGGGGCUACCAGCCUUCAGUAAGUCGUAUGACAAUGUGAUGUAAUAGUUUAUGAAAUGCAGUGAAAUAUAUUCUAUAUAAAUCACUGUUAGUACAGGGCUAUUUUUUCCUUUCUAUAGCAAGGGCCAUUAUAGGGCUGCUUGUCCAAUGAAAAAAUCUUUAAAAUCAUGC
Molecule: messenger RNA, 1669 nt
Organism: Ruditapes philippinarum (Manila clam)
Lineage: Eukaryota; Metazoa; Mollusca; Bivalvia; Venerida; Veneridae
Product: protoporphyrinogen oxidase-like
Exons: 3
Coding region: 76-1521 (481 amino acids)
Biological process (GO): heme biosynthetic process
Cellular component (GO): mitochondrial inner membrane
Molecular function (GO): protoporphyrinogen oxidase activity, oxygen as acceptor
Source: RefSeq, a predicted model, not a curated record